Messenger RNA from Tyto alba (common barn owl), 1856 nucleotides. It is a transcript of the gene GALE, whose product is annotated as UDP-galactose-4-epimerase. The record is from RefSeq and is a predicted model, not a curated record. Gene Ontology annotation, cellular component: cytosol. The transcript has 11 exons. NCBI's taxonomy places the organism in Eukaryota, Metazoa, Chordata, Aves, Strigiformes, Tytonidae. Gene Ontology annotation, molecular function: UDP-glucose 4-epimerase activity. Gene Ontology annotation, biological process: beta-D-galactose catabolic process via UDP-galactose, Leloir pathway. Bases 144 to 1187 code for a protein of 347 amino acids.
CCGGGGUGACACGUUUCCAUGGGAGAGCGGUGCGCGUGGCACCGCGCGGGGCGGGGAGAGCGGCCGGGCCUUAAAGGGGCCGCGCCCGGAGCAAGGAGCAACGCGAGCGCGGCAGCGGGAGGCGGCUGGAGCAGCGGGGAACCAUGGCAGAGAAGAUCCUGGUGACCGGCGGGGCUGGCUACAUCGGCAGUCACUGUGUGCUGGAGCUGGCGGAGGCUGGCUAUGUCCCUGUGGUCAUAGACAACUUUCACAAUGCCAUCCGAGGAGCAGACGCACUCCCUGAGAGCCUCCGGCGUGUGCAGCAGAUCGUGCGUCAGCCUAUCCUUUUCCAGGAGCUGGAUAUCACCGACGAGGCAGCGCUGCAGGAGCUCUUCAGUAAGCACCGCUUCUCAGCCGUGAUGCACUUUGCAGGGCUGAAGGCAGUGGGGGAGUCUGUGCAGAAGCCCCUGGAGUACUACAGGGUGAACCUCACCGGGACCAUCCGGCUGCUGGAGACCAUGAAGGCCCACGGCGUGAGGAACAUCGUCUUCAGCAGCUCUGCCACCGUCUACGGCGACCCCAAGUACCUUCCCCUGGAUGAGAACCACCCAGCUGGAGGCUGCACCAACCCCUACGGCAAAUCCAAGUACUUCAUCGAGGAGAUGAUUCGAGAUCUCUGCAAAGCAGAGAGGGACUGGAACGCUGUUCUCCUGCGCUAUUUCAACCCCAUCGGUGCUCACGAGUCAGGCAUGAUCGGAGAAGAUCCUCAGGGGAUCCCAAACAACCUCAUGCCCUACGUGGCGCAGGUGGCAGUGGGGCGCCGGGAAUUCCUGAGCGUGUUUGGGAACGACUACACGACGGACGAUGGAACGGGCGUCAGGGAUUACAUCCACGUCGUGGAUCUGGCCAAGGGCCAUAUUGCUGCUUUGAAGAAGCUCAAGGAGAACUGCGGCUGUAAGAUCUACAAUCUGGGCACAGGCACCGGCUACUCUGUCCUGCAGAUGGUCCGGGCCAUGGAGAAAGCCUCAGGGAGGGAGAUCAAGUACAAGAUCACGGGCCGGCGGGAGGGAGACGUGGCCUCCUGCUACGCCAACCCAGCGCUGGCCGAGCGUGAGCUGGGCUGGAAAGCCGCCUUUGGCCUGGACAAGAUGUGCGAGGAUCUGUGGCGGUGGCAGCUGCAGAAUCCCACAGGCUUCAGCAAGAACUGAGCUGCAGCCCCGGCACUCACCGGGCUGCCGUGGGCUGCUCCGGGCCAGCCCUGCCGUGAGGCUGUUGUCAUCCCGGGUGCAGUUCCCACUCCCCCUCCUGCCUCUCACCUGGGGCAGAAAGGCAGGAGCAUCCUCAGCCUCUCCACUCAUCCCCCCCACGUCCUUUGCAUCUCGUAGAGCAGAAACACCAGGAAGAACAGAGCCAGGGCCCAGCUUUGGCACCCAGGGCUCAAGGGGUUGGUGCCUCAAAACGCACGAGCCCAAACUGCAGAGGGAACGGCCCGCUCCCUGCUGCACCCGCUGCCCUGGGCCCGGUUCCUGCCGAGGGUUUCCUCUCCCCCCUCCCACAUCUUUUCCCUGCCCCUCACUGCGGUUUUGGGGACUCGGCCUCAUCUCCCCCCUGCUCCUGAGCCUGGCUGCACGCAGCGCCCCCGCCGCCCUUAGCUUGGGCUAGUGCCUGGUUUUCCUCCCGCGGUGCCAAAGGCUGCCCAGGAGCCGGCUCUGCUCAGCUGUCAAAUACUGGUCCUAUUUAUUACUGGCAGCUCUAACGGCUUCGUUAGGGGAUGACGCAGUCAGCCCAGCUUGCCGUCAGUUGGAUUCAUAACUUAUGCUACUAAAUUAUGAAUUGAGCUUUUGAUUUGUUUUUAAAUAAACUUUCUUACUUUCUAA